CAGCCCAAAAAAACAAACACAAAGAUAGUUUCUGGUAGCUCGAAUGUAUCAACGGCUGUCAAUAAGAACAUUGACAAUGAUUUAGGGAUGUCAAAACUGGCAAAUACCAAACCUCAAAUAAAAAUAAAUAAACAAACUGUUAAUUCAGCAAUUUUACAUGCUCAGCAGAAAUCUUUAAUGCAGGAUAUUGUAACUCUUCCUGUUCCCACGGAUAUCAACAAAUCUAAGGGAAAUAAUGAUGAUUGGUUAACAGUUAAACCCAAAAACAAACGUAACAAUCGUAAAUUUGUUGUGGGUACAAAUGAGCAGUUGUCUAAUAUACAGGCAGUACCCAAAUUUAUAUCUUUACAUGUAUCUCGACUGCAGCCUGGUGCAAAGCCUGAGGACAUGAAGAGUCUAUUAUUGGAUAAAUUUCCAGAAGUUAUCUGCGAAAAACUGCAAUCUAAGCAUCCCCAAAUAUAUUCUUCUAUGAAGGUGUCUAUUCAAAAGAAAGCUAAUGAAAGAAGCACAGAGAAAACUUUUUUAGAGAGAGCAAGCAGUUCUAUCAAUCCAGAGCAGAAAAAGGACUAACAUCGGCUGACUCCUCUGAUGCAGUUUCUCAGUUAUGCAUCACACACCUGAACAUCCAAUGUUUGUCAACAGCAUUUCAAGGUCUGGAACAGUUUAUUCAGGAUAAUGAGUGUCAUUUUCUGGCCAUAAGUGAGCAUUGGCUAAAUCAGGACCAGUUGA
Harmonia axyridis is the source of this 729-nucleotide messenger RNA. RefSeq lists its product as uncharacterized. The record is from RefSeq and is a predicted model, not a curated record. Lineage: Eukaryota; Metazoa; Arthropoda; Insecta; Coleoptera; Coccinellidae. The coding region runs from base 88 to 570 and encodes 160 amino acids. The transcript is spliced from 2 exons.